Messenger RNA from Aspergillus japonicus CBS 114.51, 999 nucleotides. Its product is annotated as D-mandelate dehydrogenase-like dehydrogenase. Gene Ontology annotation, cellular component: cytosol. NCBI's taxonomy places the organism in Eukaryota, Fungi, Ascomycota, Eurotiomycetes, Eurotiales, Aspergillaceae. The transcript is spliced from 3 exons. Gene Ontology annotation, molecular function: NAD binding; glyoxylate reductase (NADPH) activity; hydroxypyruvate reductase [NAD(P)H] activity. The record is from RefSeq and is a predicted model, not a curated record. Bases 1 to 999 code for a protein of 332 amino acids.
AUGACCGCCCACAAGCCAUUUGUGCUGUUCUUCAACCCUGUGAAACAUGCUGGUGACUUUUACAAGAAGUUACAAGACGUGGCUCAUACGGAAGUUGUUACCAGUAAGACCCGGGAUGAGUUCUUUAAGGAUCUGCAAGACAAGUACCAAGACAUCUUUGCAAUCUAUCGAACGUCGGCUAGUGGUGCAGUCGCAGGUAAAUUUGACAAAGAGUUGAUCGACAAGCUGCCACCAAGUUGCAGGUUUAUUUGCCACAACGGUGCCGGAUACGAUCCGAUUGAUACAAAGGCAUGCGCCGAUAAGGGCAUUAUCGUAACCAAUGCCCCCGACCCGGUCACCGACGCCACUGCCGAUCUGGCCGUUUUCCUCUUACUCGGGGCUUUACGUCAACUCAACCCUGCUAUGCAGGCACUGCAUGCCGGAAAGUUCAAGACGGGGGUUGACUUCGGCCAUGAUCCUCAGGGCAAAACACUUGGGAUCCUUGGUAUGGGCCGAAUCGGCCGCGCAAUCAAGGCACGCUGUGACCCCUUCGGCUUGAAGACGGUUUAUCACAACCGCAACCCUCUAUCCGCCGAACAGGCUGCCGGGGCCGAGUACGUCUCGUUCAACAAGCUGGUGGAGGAGAGUGACAUCAUCAGUGUCAACGUUCCAUUGAACGCCAAAACAAAGUACCUGCUCGACGCGGCGGAAAUCGCCAGGAUGAAACCUGGCGUGGUUAUUGUCAACACGGCGCGGGGUGCAAUCAUCAACGAAGCUGCGAUGGCCGAUGCGCUGGAAGAUUGUCAUAUCGGCGCCGUGGGCUUGGAUGUCUACGAACGGGAGCCUGAGAUCAAUGAGAAGCUUCUCAGAAACCCUCGUGCUCUUAUGGUACCCCACGUGGGGACUCACACAACUGAGACGCUGGCCAAGAUGGAGACGUGGGCGAUGGAGAACAUAAGGCGAGCCAUUGUCGGUGAGACAUUGUUGUCGCCAGUCCCUGAGCACCAAGCCCUUUGCUGA